Messenger RNA from Pelmatolapia mariae (spotted tilapia), 2172 nucleotides. RefSeq lists its product as uncharacterized. NCBI's taxonomy places the organism in Eukaryota, Metazoa, Chordata, Actinopteri, Cichliformes, Cichlidae. The transcript is spliced from 6 exons. Bases 1 to 2172 code for a protein of 723 amino acids. The record is from RefSeq and is a predicted model, not a curated record.
AUGACAAACCUGAGAACAUACGAACGGGGUGAGAGGCAGAGAGACGCAGACGAGAAACAGGACACCGAGGAACACAAAAACGACCCGACCAGGGCGGGCGGUGGGGGCCCAGGACGGAGGGACAGAGUCCAAAAAGGCCCAGACGGCCAAGUUCAGGGGGCCGACCCGGAGGCCGACAGCACCGGAGGCCAAAACAGUUCAGUUCCGGAGGCCGACCAUGCGAAAAGCAGCGGUAGCGGGGCAGGUCCGAAGGCGAGCCACGCAGUAGGCAGUGGCGAGGAGACAGUUCAGGGGGCCGACCGUGCGGACGGCAACGGCGGCGGCGAGAAAGCAGUUCAGGAGGCCGACCGUGCGGACGGCAACGGCGGCGGCGAGAAAGCAGUUCAGGAGGCCGACCGUGCGGACGGCAACGGCGGCGGCGAGAAAGCAGAUCAGGGGGCCGACCGUGUGGGCGGCAACGGCGGCGGCGAGAAAGCAGUUCAGGGGGCCGACCGUGCGGAUGGCAACGGCGGCGGCAAUUCCAGUCCGGAGGCCGGCCACGCGGAAGAUGACCGACGAUGUGGAGGCGGCCGUUGGGGAUCUGACGAGGAUGAGGCAGCUGAUGCGGGAGCUGGACCAGGUGAAGCUGAGACGGAGGCUGGACCAGACGACGGCGUGGGUGAAGCUGAGACGGGGGCUUGGCCAGACGAGGGCGGAGAUGAAGCUGGGCCAGACGAGGCCGAUGAAGCAGAAGCAGAGGCUGCAGCCGUCGUGGACGAAGACUCGGAGGCUGCGGCUGGCGUGGAUGAUGAGGGGGCUGCUGCAGGCGUUGAUGAAGACACAGAGGCGGAACCUGACGACAGCGGGGCUGUUGAAGGCGGUGAUGUGGAUGCUGCAGGCGGUGCUGAGGCGGAGGCUGGACCAGGCGAGGCAGCUGAUGAUGAAGCCGGAGCUGGACCAGCUGACGAUGAAGCCGAUGAGGAGGCUGGACCAGGCGGCGGCGUGGGUGAAGCUGAAGCUGGGCCAGAUGACGCAGAGGCUGCUGCAGCCGGCGGCGCGGAAGCAGAUGAGGAGGCUGCUGCAGCCGGCGGCGCGGAAGCAGAUGAGGAGGCUGCUGCAGCCGGCGGCGCGGAAGCAGAUGAGGAGGCUGCUGCAGCCGGCGGCGCGGAAGCAGAUGAGGAGGCUGCUGCAGCCGGCGGCGCGGAAGCAGAUGAGGAGGCUGCUGCAGCCGGCGGCGCGGAAGCAGAUGAGGAGGCUGCUGCAGCCGGCGGCGCGGAUGACGACCCUGAGGCUGCAGCCGGCGGCGAGGAUGACGACCCUGAGGCUGCAGCCGGCGGCGAGGAUGACGACCCUGAGGCUGCAGCUGGCGAGGAUGACGACCCUGAGGCUGCAGCUGGCGAGGAUGACGACCCUGAGGCUGCAGCCGGCGGCGAGGAUGACGACCCUGAGGCUGCAGCCGGCGGCGAGGAUGACGACCCUGAGGCUGCAGCCGGCGGCGAGGAUGACGACCCUGAGGCUGCAGCCGGCGGCGAGGAUGACGACCCUGAGGCUGCAGCCGGCGGCGAGGAUGACGACCCUGAGGCUGCAGCCGGCGGCGAGGAUGACGACCCUGAGGCUGCAGCCGGCGGCGAGGAUGACGACCCUGAGGCUGCAGCUGGCGAGGAUGACGACCCUGAGGCUGCAGCUGCUGGCGAGGAUGACGACCCUGAGGCUGCAGCUGGCGGCGGCGUGGAAGCAGGCGACAGAGGCGCUGCAGUAGGCGUGGAUGAGGCUGCUGGUGGAGCAGCUAGUGGCUGGACGGGCCCCUCGGGUCCCCCAGCAGACGAGGCAGGUGGCUGGACGGGCUCCUCGGGCCCCCCAGCAGACGAGGCAGGGCUGAACCAGCAGGCACGUGGGCCUCUGGAUAACACAGGGCUGAACCAGCAGGCACGUGGGCCUCUGGAUAACACAGAGCAGAACCAGCAGGCGCACGGGCCUCUGGCAGGGACAGGUCAGAACCAGCGGGCGCACGGGCCCCUGGCAGGAACAGCCGGCAGUUCUGAAGUCCCACCAUCCGGCUGUGGGGUGAGGCGCCUACGACGCGGACGUUGCUUCCUUCUCGGAGAACGCUCCAACGGGCCGGGUAACUCCGCAUCCGGCAGUCCGGACUGCAUAUCCUCCGUUGGGCUGAGCAAACGAGCGGUAGGGGGGUGA